Messenger RNA from Cajanus cajan (pigeon pea), 1957 nucleotides. Lineage: Eukaryota; Viridiplantae; Streptophyta; Magnoliopsida; Fabales; Fabaceae. The record is from RefSeq and is a predicted model, not a curated record.
AAUUAUAAUUUGACAUUAAAAAAUGUGCAAUUUUUUUGACGGUUUGUACAUGUGUACAUGUACUUCUCGUAUCACCAAGUCCUAGAUCUCUUCAGCACCCAACAGGCACAGAAUUUACGAAACCGGUUUUUGCUCCUUAUCUUCAGCUUAUGUAAAAAAAUUUAUCCCACCUUCCCGCAACAUUGCCACCUACCAUUUGCUGUAGUUUUUUUUAUAUUUUUUUUCAAAUCUUGGGGUGGUUGAAAGUUUUAAACUUUUCUUGAUUCAAUUGCAAGUUUGGUCUUGAAUGAAUACUUCUAAGAAAAGGGUACCUUUCAACUUUUUGAACGCUUCUUCUUCUUCUUCUUCAUGUGUCUCUCUACUUGAUGAACAGGUGCUGUUUUGUGACAUUGGAUGUGUGGAUUUCUGAACUUAUUUCACACAUGUCAUGCAUUAUUUUGGCUCCUGCUGCAUCUCUUUGCAUCCAAGACUUGGUGUCGGUUUAGACUUGGAAUUCCUCAUUCAGGAUUGUUGAAGUGUGAGCUGGAUCCCCCUUCAAUCCUCUGGCAUUGGCAUGUACCAAAUUCGAGAAGCUUAAUAGGGUUUUCUGGGGAAGUAGAGGAUCUACACUAAUUUGAAUGGGGCAUUCUGCAGCUGUGUGGGACUAUAGAGCAGCAACGGAAAUUACAAAGGACUGGAAUGGAAUUGAUCAAAUUGUGCUACGGACCCCAAGGGGUGCUUCAGCACGGGUAAGCUUACAUGGGGCGCAGGUCACUUCCUGGCGGAAUGAGCAGGGGGAAGAACUUCUAUUCACAAGCAGCAAGGCAAUUUUCAAGGCUCCAAAAGCAAUACGAGGAGGAAUUCCUGUAUGUUUUCCACAGUUUGGAAAUUGUGGAUCACUGGAGCAGCAUGGUUUUGCGAGAAAUAGAAUGUGGACAAUUGAUGAUAAUCCUCCUCCUCUGCAUGCAAAUGAUUCCAGUGGGAAAUCCUUCAUUGACCUGCUACUUAAGUCAUCUGAAGAAGAUAUCAAGUGCUGGCCACAUAGUUUUGAAUUCCGUCUCCGGGUGGCUCUUUCGACAGAUGGGGACCUGAGUUUGAUAUCUAGAGUGAGGAAUAUAAAUGGCAAGCCAUUUAGUUUCUCAUUCGCACAUCACACAUACUUAUUGGUUUCUGACAUUAGUGAGAUAAGGAUUGAAGGUCUGGAAACACUAGAUUACCUAGACAAUCUUUUUCAAAAAGAACGAUUUACAGAACAAGGAGAUGCGAUAACAUUUGAAUCUGAGGUGGAUCGAGUUUAUCUUGGCUCUCCAAACAUAAUUGCAGUGCUAGAUCAUGAGAGGAAAAGGACAUUUGUUAUUAGGAAGGAAGGUCUCCCUGAUGUUGCUGUGUGGAAUCCAUGGGAGAAGAAAUCAAAGGCAAUGGUGGACUUUGGUGAUGAGGAGUAUAAACAGAUGCUUUGUGUUGAUGGGGCGGUAAUUGAGAAACCGGUGAGCUUGAAGCCGGGAGAGGAAUGGACAGGGCGGCUGCAGCUCUCAGUUGUGCCAUCGAGUUUUUGCAGUGACCGGCUGGGUCUUGACAGAAGUGGUCUUUGAGGAAUUGUACAAAAUCGGUCUCAGAUUAUGCUAUGCUACAUCCACUGUAGCAUUAAGUUUGUAGAAAUAGUGUUCUUUAGGUUUUCUGUGGCUAGAAAUAGUGCUUUAGAGAGGCCUAUGUUUUUGUGAGAAUGGCUAUCAAAUGUUAGUUGGUUCAUUUCUGCUAUGGAUUCUCCUUCUUUUGAAGCCUUAGAUUUGUGUUUUGUAGAUGCCAAGUUGCUUUUUCGCAUGAAUUUUAUGAUGUUCCACGGCAUGGAUAACUUUUACUUUCAUGUUCCAAUUUGCUAAUAUUCUUUGAAAGGCUAAUUUGGAACAUGAUGAUCGAUGUUUCAUGAGAGACAUUGAAACGAGUGGUUAAUGAGCAAUGCAUGUAUUAUAAAGGUGAA